AUCUCCUUCCCUCUCUUCCUCUGCGGAGUCUGUCGCUUCCCCUCUCUCUCUCACUCUCUCUCGCUCUCCCGAGUCUCCUGAUAGUCAACAUGCACCGCGUCGCUCUCCUGAUCGCCUGUUGUGUGGGCGCUGUAGUAGCACGCCCACAGGCCGCUGCCGUCACGCCCAUCCCCAUCCUGGUGGACGAAAGGGUGCCCAUCGACCAGUUCGGAGGAUACGGGUUCAGGAUCCAAACAGGAAACGGCAUCGCAUGGCAGGAGAACGGAGCUGCUAGCGGACCCUUGAAUGCAAUCUCCAAGACGGGUCAAUACACGUUCUCUCAUCCCGACGGCACCCCCCACGUCCUCUCCUACACCGCGGGCGUGGGCGGUUACCAGCCUGUGUCCGACCUCCUCCCAACACCUUACCCUCUCCUUCCUUGGCAGAUUGAACAGGUCCGUUUCGCUGAAAGCCAGAAGGCGGCUCAGGCAGCAGCAGCAGCGGCGGGGACCGUUUAGAUUUAAGAAGUAGGAUGGUUGUCUUCGUGUUAUGUUGUUAAUACUCAGUCAUUUUAUUUUUUACUCAAGUUUUUUUUCGUUACUUUGUAAAUGUAAAUAAACAUUUGUCUUGA
This is a messenger RNA of Penaeus indicus, 610 nucleotides long. RefSeq names its product cuticle protein AM1199-like. The coding region runs from base 90 to 497 and encodes 135 amino acids. The record is from RefSeq and is a predicted model, not a curated record. Lineage: Eukaryota; Metazoa; Arthropoda; Malacostraca; Decapoda; Penaeidae. The transcript has 5 exons.